AAAGAAGGAAGAAAGGGAGGGAGGGAGGGUGGAGACAGGCCAGUGGGAGGGACCGCCUUAGAGGCAGAAGCGCCGCGAGGAGCCAGCGAAGCACCGCGGGCUGGGGCGCAGCCACCCGCGGCUCCUGGCGUCCCCUUGCCCUCUCCCUUUCGCUCCCUGCGGCAGCCCCCAGCGUCCGUCCCCAGGCAGCAUGGUGAGGUUGGCUGUCGGGCCCUCGCCACCAUGUACGUGAGCUACCUCCUGGACAAGGACGUGAGCAUGUACCCCAGCUCCGUGCGCCACUCUGGCGGCCUCAACCUGGCCCCGCAGAACUUCGUCAGUGCCCCCCAGUACCCGGACUACGGCGGCUAUCAUGUGGCCGCGGCGGCCGCGGCGGCCGCGAACUUGGACAAUGCGCAAUCCCCGGGGCCGUCCUGGUCCGCAGCCUACGGCGCCCCACUCCGGGAGGACUGGAACGGUUACGCGCCGGGGGGCGCCGCGGUGGCAGCCAACGCUGUGGCGCACGGCCUCAACGGGGGCUCGCCGGCCGCCGCCAUGGGCUACAGCAGCCCCACCGACUACCACCCGCACCACCAUCCGCACCACCACCCGCACCACCCGCCCGCUGCGCCUUCCUGUGCUUCGGGAUUGCUGCAGACUCUCAACCCUGGCCCGCCCGGGCCCGCCGCCACUGCUGCCACUGAGCAGUUGUCCCCCGGUGGCCAGAGGCGGAACCUGUGCGAGUGGAUGCGGAAGCCGGCGCAGCCGUCCCUCGGAAGCCAAGUGAAAACCAGGACGAAAGACAAAUACCGGGUGGUGUACACGGACCAUCAGCGGCUGGAGCUGGAGAAGGAGUUUCACUACAGUCGUUACAUCACCAUCCGGAGGAAAGCCGAGCUGGCGGCCACCCUGGGGCUGUCCGAGAGGUUAAAAUUUGGUUUCAGAACCGCAGAGCGAAGGAAAGGAAAAUCAACAAGAAGAAAUUGCAGCAGCAACAGCAGCCUCCACCACCUACAGCCCAGCCUCCCCAGCCGCAGCCAGGUCCUCUGAGAAGUGUCCCGGAGCCCCUGAGUCCUGUGUCUUCCCUGCAAGGCUCCGUGCCAGGCUCUGUCACUGGGGUUCUGGGGCCAACUGGGGGGGUGUUGAACCCCACUGUCACCCAGUGACCUACAGUGGCCUGCAGCAGCAGAGCGAUUUCAGGCUGAGCCAGGAGGAGCAUGGACUCUGCUCGAAUCCUCAGGAGAGACCCCUCCCCUCCCACCCACAAUGUACACCAGCUUAUCCAGCUCUCAGAGGGAAAUGGCGCCAGGAGCAAAUACAAGUGGGGUCGAAGGCCUCAAGGAAGACACUGUCCCAGAAUUUGACUUUUUUCGGCCUGACUCUUUCUGCCAGUGAGGAGACGGAAAUGAUGACCGCCGGGACUUCAGGUGGUACUGGCAGAAGCAUUGUCUCGACUGGCUAAGCAGACCAGGCUUUCAGCCCCUCCUCUCCAGUUCUUUACCUCCAGAAUCUGUAGGAGGCACCUCUGGUUGGAGUUGAGGGGGGAAAGGGACUCAGGGGAACGCCAGUGCGUAGAGCCAAGAUGGCUACUGCCCACUCACUGUCAUCCAAGGACCAGCUGGCCCCUCCAGCUUUAAGGGCAGGCAAAGUUUACACUGCAGAAGUCAGAGGCAGCUAAGAUAGAGACCUGAACCGACUGCAGAACCCCCAGGUCUUUGUCUUUCUUCUCUUCCCUCUCCAGACCAGGAAAGGCUUGGCUGGUGUUUGUGUGGUGAAUGGUGUGAGGGGUGGUUUGGGACUCCAGGCCUGAUGGGGGCCGGAGCUGGGCCUUGUUUAGAAAGCCUGUCACCAGAGCUUCUCUGGGCUGAAUGUAUGUCGGUGCUAUAAAUGCCAGAGCCGACCUGGACUUCCUGUCCUUUUCACAAUCUUGGGGCUGACGAAGAAAGGGGGUUGUUGCUGCUGUUUGAGUUGUUGGUCUGUGUAACAUCCCAGCCAGUCUUUACAAAGCCUCUGGAUCCAUGGGGAGAGAAGUGACAUGGUGAAGGGAAGUGGGGGUAUUUGAACACAGUUGAAUUUUUUCUAUAAAGAAAAAAAGAUAAAUGAGCUUUUCAGAUUUCAGAUUCUGUAUUUAUUGUCUUCAGAUUUUGUCAAGAAUUAUUAUUUUUUUAAAGAAGAAAGGAACAUCUUCUCUCCUUGCCAAGGAGAAUUAGCAAAAUCAGGGAGAGGGUGGGGAAGGUUAUCUGGACAACCUCAUUUUACCCCAGAGCGUUAGAAGCCAGACAGAGCAGGUUCUGAGACCUUCCCUGCCCCCAAGCUUGAGCCCAGCCUAGAUUGUGAAACUCCUGGUUCUCCUGGGGGUGCCUCUGGGCAAAAUGCACAUCUGAAUGGGCUGCUGCUUCCUAGCUGCGUGAGUUUUGGGGGCUGGGACUCAGAGAGCCCCUCAUGGCUCUCAUCAAAUCCACACCAAGGCAAUUGCAAACAUUCCCUUCACCAGUGAUUCCCUUCUUCCUAAGGAAAGCUCCACAAUCCAGCCAGUUAAACCUGAGCAUUAAGCUAAAAAAAAAAAAAAAAAAAAAAAGUUUGUUUUCCCAAGGAAUAUUUCCAUGAAUACAGUUUGUGAAUACUCGGGCAUUGAUGGGAGCCCCUUCUGCCACCACCCCUUGCCCUCCCCCUCCCCUCCCCCCACCUGUCCCAUAAACAAGAAUUUGAGAGCCAGUAUAAGAAGAUCCUUUUAGUGACGGUUGCUUGUUAUCCGGCUGAUUCGCUGGGGACCUGGCUGCGGUUCUUGAGGUUCUUGGUCCCAGAAACGCCGAGCUGGGCACUCUGCGCAUGGCUUCGCCCUCCGUUUGGGUCUUCUCAUGAGUCCCUCGAGCCCUACUCAGAGCCUCCUGGAAGGAGGAGGUGCCCCGAGGGCUGGGGAGGACCAGCGGAGCUGCGAGGCAUAAAUCCCUCUGCAGCAUCCCCCCAAUUCCGCGUUCUUUCCGGGUGGCACAUUCGCUCUGGGGUUGGGAAGGGGCUCUGGUGGCUGAGCCUGGAGUUGGGGGGUACAGUGCCUGGCCGCCUCGCCCACGGGAGAAGUCGAGUUGGAGUCCGCUGAGCAGGGAAUCCCCGGGCCCCAGCGUGUCGCGCCGAGAGGGGAGCCCAGCGCCCGCGCGGACUGUGUCCCCCUCGCGCACCUCCCCCCCUCCCGCCUCCCCUCCUCGCCGCCGCCGCGGUUGCUAUGCGUUGCCGUGAAACGCCUGUCAAUAAACCCUGUUUGGAGUGGAGCGAGAGCCCAAGGGCUGUUUGUUUAGUGGUUAGAGGUUCAAAAGUCGGCAUUGUCCCGCGGCUAGCGAUUACAGCUCUUCCCCUGCCGGGCCCGGUCUCGGGCUCUGACGCCGGCGCUAGUCCGCCCGCGCCGGGCGCUUCCGGGCGAGGAGGGCGCUCAGCUGCUCCGAACGCCAGGACCCGCGCGGGCCGCCAGCCGCCCCGCAGUCUCCCGGGCCCGGAAAAGGCACGAAAUGCGCGGCCGCGCUGGCAAAGCGGGACGCCCGCUCCGACGCCAGGACAGCGCCUCGGGAGCAAGCCCGGAGCACUGGACGUGGCGCGGGUGGGCAGAGCAGCUUGGGGAGGCUUGGCAAGAUCGGUGCUGGGACGCAUGGGCUUAUAUUUGACAGGAUGACUUCCGGAUGCGGGCGCCCCUGGAGCGUGGCCGGCACGGGGUCCCCGGAAUCCCGCGGUCGCCUGGCACCUGCUCCUGGAUCGGGCCGCCAGGGGGCGCGCGCGCUCUGGGAAGAGCGCCUCGGAUCCGACCCGGUACCCAGUUCUGACCCAGCAGGACGUGCCAGCUCCAGCACCUCUCCCACCCCAACCUCUUCCAAACUGGGGCCGGGCGAGAUUUCCCCACUAGGGCAACGCUCCUGCUGAAAAUGAAGUUCAGCGAAGGCAGGCUCAGAGGAUUCUUGGAUCUGUUCGGUGCUUAAGAAAAAAACAAAUUUGGCGGAGCGGAGACUGCCACCAUUCUAAAAGAGUCUUUUUGCACAGGACGUUUCCUUAAAAAAUUACAGUAGCCCUAGCCGGUUUGGCACAGCGGAUAGAGCGUCGGCCCACGGGCUGAAGGAUCUGGGUUCGAUUGUCCAUCCCAGGCGCAUGCGGGAGGCAACCAAGGAUAACCAACGUGUCUCUUUCACGUCCGAGUUUCUCUCUCUGUCUUUCCCUCCUUUCCCCUCUCUCUAAAAAUCAAUAGAGAAAAUAUCCUCGGUUGAGGAAUAACAAAAAAGAAAAGAGAAAAAAGUUACAGUACUUUGGGUAUGAUACUAAUAUUUGGAAAGACUGAGAACUUAGGAUAAACAAGGGGAAGAGGAAGUGCCAGCAUUAUGGAACUUAUGUUUUUU
Molecule: messenger RNA, 4352 nt
Organism: Myotis daubentonii (Daubenton's bat)
Lineage: Eukaryota; Metazoa; Chordata; Mammalia; Chiroptera; Vespertilionidae
Gene: CDX2
Product: caudal type homeobox 2
Exons: 3
Coding region: 223-1029 (268 amino acids)
Biological process (GO): regulation of transcription by RNA polymerase II; cell differentiation; embryo development
Cellular component (GO): nucleus
Molecular function (GO): DNA-binding transcription factor activity, RNA polymerase II-specific; RNA polymerase II transcription regulatory region sequence-specific DNA binding
Source: RefSeq, a predicted model, not a curated record